GUGCCCGCAUCGGUGGCAGCUGCGGGGGGCGUGCUAGGGCAGAGGGAGGAGUACCUGGGAGGAGGCGGGGGCGGGGUGCACAUGGCGGCGUCAUUCGCUCCGGGUACCUCCCCCGGAGGAGCAGGGGGCUUCUGGCCAGCAGCGCAUCACCACCAGCAGCAGCAACAGCAACAGCAACAACAGGCUGCAGCGGCGGCAGCGGCAGCAGCAGCAUCACUGGCCGCACUGCUGACCGCAGCUCGCAAGGACCGCACCUCCUUCCUGACCCUGGUGGCGGACUGCAUCACACGCGCCACCACCACCACACCCUACGGCGCCCCUGCUGGUAACGCCAACAGCAACACCUGUACGGCAACAGCAACAUGCGAUGUCGUACCGUGGGACGAGCAGGUGUUGGAGGGUGUACGGCAGCUCAACCGGCUGCGCUCCGUGCUAGCCCGCUCGGUGCUGCAGUGGGCGGCGAGGCUGCAGGACCCGGCGGGCUUCGCGGCGCACUACAGCCGCCUGACAGGCCGCCUGGCGUUCCGCCCGCAGCCCGCAUCUGCUGCUGCCCCAGCAGCUGCCACCGCCUCGCCGUCCCUACCUGCCGCGGGCGCCACCUUGCUUCCCACCUCCACCAGCACCGCCGCCAUUACCACCGCAUCGGAGGUGGCUACCCUGCUAGCAUCCUCCGGUGUUGCUGGUGGUGUUGCCGGUACCGGUCGGCAGCUCUCCAACCUGAGCUCCGCCAGCAAUGCCUCCCUCGCCUCCCUCGCCACAACCACCACCACCACCACCACCAAUGCGACCACCAUAUCAACCACUAUUACAACCGCCACAACCACCACCUCAACAGCAACCAUCCAGGGCUUCACGGUAGCCGCAGGCUUAACUGCUACUGCUGCUGUCGGUGCUGCUUGCACCGUCUCGGCAAUGCAGCCUGGAACGACCGCCGCAGGGGCGAACCCCAUUGCCACUGCCGCCGGUGUUGCAUCGGCCUCUGGUGAGGCGUCUGUGUCGCUCUCCAGCGCCGGGCCCCCCGCGGCGGCGGCACUGCGGCCGGGUCUGCUGGCCUCGCAGCCCUCCCUCAGCUUGGCAGAGGCCAGCAGCGCCGCCACGGCGGCAGAGCAGCAGCAGCAGGGGCAGCAGGGGCUGGUGGCGGCGAGUGCGGAGACGAGCUCAGAGCCCGCCGCCCACUCGCUGCCCAUCCCCAUCGUGCCGCACCCGCACGGGCCGCUGCUGGUGGGGCAGCUGGCGGAGCUGCUGGUGGCGCAGGAGCUGCGGGGCGGGGGGCUGAUGCUGGAGGGCACGCGGAGUCUGCUGGCUGGCGGGGCAGCAGUGCCUGCAGCGGCAGCACCUGCCGCCGCAGCAGGAGGUGCGAGUGUGGGCAGCAACAGGUUGAGUCCUCACGAGGCGAGCAAUGGGGCAGGUGGCCUCGUCCGGAUGGGCUCGCAGCCGUUUGUUCCCGGUGGCAGCAGCGGGGCGGCCCCGAGCGUUGCUGCGGUUGGUGGAGAGCUGCAGGCUAUGCCGACCCACGGGUCGGAGCCGGUGGCGGUGCCUGGCGAGCGCGCAAUGACGCCGUCGGCGUCGGUUUUGGUGGGCAGCGGUGGCGGCGGGAAGAAGGCGGCGGGUGUGCCGGCGGCCAGGCGAAUGUCAGCCAGCAGCAGCGUGGGUGGCGAGGACACGGGGGUGGCGGCGAUGGGAGGUCAGGCGGUGGAGGCGGUGACGGCGGCAGGUGGAGGUGGUGGUGGUGGAGGCGGCCUGGGGCGCAUGGGCAGCCUGCCGCGGUCCGCGUCUACGAGUACGAUUGGAGACCUGGGAGAGCUGUCGUACAUGGGCGGUCUGCCGGGCGACAGCGGCCCCGAGGACAACGACGAGGCGGACGCGCGCGAGGAGGGCGACGAGGAGGAGCCCGACCACGACACCUUCCUGGCCUUCGUGGGCUCGGGCUCGCGGGGGCCGAGGGAGGCCAGCGGCACUGCCCGGCAGGGAGGAGGAGGAGGAGGAGGUGCGGGAACAGGCGGCGGCGUGGGCCGUGGCGUGGGCGGUGGGGGCGGUCUGCGCGCCGGCGGCGUGGGCGGGUAUGAUGAGGAGGGAGAGGAUAACGAUGGCGCAUACUACUACCGCGCGCUGUUUAGCCAUGGGGCAGCUGGCGAGGAGGGGCACCCGCCGCACCCGCACCCUCACCCGCAGCCCCCACAUGGGCAGCAGCGGCUGGCGGGGAUGAGCGGCCUUGUCGUCAAUGUGCCGUCGCCAACUGCGGCAGCCGCCGGCGCUGCAUCCAGCGCUUCGACCCCCACCACCACCGCGGCCGCCGCCGCCACCGGCGGCAUGGGAGCCGACGGCGGCGGCCCUGCCGGCACCGCCUACCCCGCGCUGUCACCCAGGUCGCGCCUCGGCAUGCCUCCCUCGGCUGCUCAAGCACCACCGCCGCCCUCUCAGCACCCCUCCUCUGCCGCCGGCGCCACUACCAGCCCCACCGGCGCCAUCAACAUCCCCUCCGCCGCCACCGCCGCCAACAGCCACCUCGCGCUGCGCUACCCAGACAGCCUCCUGACCAACGCAGCCGCCGCCGCCGCCGCGCCGGCGCACAUGCCCGGCACCUGGGCCCCCGGCGGCGCCACACUCAUGCUCCCAGACACCCUCCCGCCACCCACCCUCGCCGCCGCCACCCUCGGCACCUCUGUCGCGUUGGGCACCUCCCGACGUCAGCUCCUACCCAACGUACGACGUCGUCCCGGCGACCCCGGUUCCGCCACCGCGGCGGCGGCGGCGCUGUCCGGCGCCGCUGCCGCCCGCGGUUUCGUGCCGCUGCCGGGUCGCGCGCUGCUGCCUCCGGGUGUGAACGACACGGUCAUUCCCAUCUACGACGGCGAGCCCACCUCCAUCAUCGCCUACGCGCUGUCCACCCGCAGCUUCCAGCAGCAGCUGAAUGCGGGCUACAAGGCCAUUUUCGGGCGGGGGGCGCGAGCUGAGUCGGCGUCGUCCGGCAGCCGACCUGGCGGGGGCGAGCGGGAGCUGGUGCCCCUGCAGUUCCUGGACGGGGCCCAGGCAGCCCAGCAGCAGCAGCAGCUGUUGCAGCAGCAGCAGCAGGGCGGUCUGCGCGGCAGCAGCUGUGGCGGCGGGUUCGAUGACGCCGCGUCAGCGGGUGUGUUCCCAAGCGGUGCAUCUGCCACCAGCGGCGGCUCCCUAGCUGCGGCGGCUGCGGCUGGGGGAGCCUGUGGGCCAGCAGCUGCAGCAGCUGCAGGAAGCUUUGGCAGCUCUGUCAGCGGCUCGAGCAUCGCCAGCUCAGUGCCGCAACACGCCGGUAGUAUUGCCGCCUCAGCUGCUGCUGCUGCUGCUGCUGCCCCCCAGGCCGCCAGCAUUGCUGCUGCCGCUAGCCCUAGCACCACCGGCUCGCUGCCUCCCGUUCCUCCUUCCUCCUCCUCUGCGACAUCAUCUGCAGCAGCAGCGCCUGCUGCUGCUGCUGCUGCCUCUACCCCCCUCCCACCUCCACCUCCACCACCGCCGCAGCCGGGUCCCUCCGCCGCUCCGGACGCCGACUGGUGGACGGUCCUCACCUCAAAAGAAGCCUGCCACGUCCGCGUCGGCUUCGAGGAUGAGGCUCGCGGCAUGCCCUGGGCUCGCGCCAAGUUCAGCGUAACCGCGCAUUUCGCACCCCAGUUUGCGGAGCUGCGGCGCCGCUGUAUCGCGGGCGGGGAGGCGGCGUUCGUGGCUAGCAUGUGCCGCUGCAAGCGCUGGGAGAGCCGCGGCGGGAAGAGCAAUGCGUACUUUGCCAAGACGCGGGAUGACCGCUACAUCGUGAAGAGCUUGUCCAAGUCCGAGAAGGCCUCCUUCAUGAACUUCGCGCCGCACUACUUCGCUCACAUGGGGCGCCACCUGCUCAACCGCGACGCGCCCACCUGCCUCGCCAAGAUCCUGGGGGUCUACUCGGUGGCCUUCAAGCCGCAGCCGGG
This is a messenger RNA of Astrephomene gubernaculifera, 3935 nucleotides long. The record is from the annotation of a GenBank genome assembly. Lineage: Eukaryota; Viridiplantae; Chlorophyta; Chlorophyceae; Chlamydomonadales; Astrephomenaceae.